Messenger RNA from Plutella xylostella (diamondback moth), 6244 nucleotides. The record is from RefSeq and is a predicted model, not a curated record. NCBI's taxonomy places the organism in Eukaryota, Metazoa, Arthropoda, Insecta, Lepidoptera, Plutellidae.
AACACAGGUACUUACGGACAAGCGUGAUUUCAAAGAUAAAUUUCCACCUUUGUAUUUCGUACAAAACAAUUCCGCAAUCUCCGUUUUAAAAUGGCCAGGGGGAAGGGUUAACCGUCGUACGUGCAACGUUCGGAAAGGCCCAAAUCCGAUCUCGGUAACGACAAUUGUUGUAUUCUGCCAGUUCUGCUUAUAGGAGAUAAACCUGGGCGUACGUACCUGUGGCAGGGCCUAGGGCCGCGGGGGCGCCCGGGCUGCAGUCUCGCCGGACCCUGCGGAGCGCUCGCACGCACCCCGCCCGCCAUCUUGAAAACGCGAGUGUUCCAAUUCCAAAUUCGAAUUUUUGAAUUAAAACAAAUCCCUCUAACCCCGUUUUGUCUCUUAAAGUGUGUGAGGUUGCCAGUGCUGUGGUUUCUACUCUGUGUUCCCUGUAGAUUAGAUUGUGUGAUUCUAUUGUUUUGUGAACAAAAAGGCGGUUGAACGAAUCCCGGUCUGAUUGAUUGGAAUGACGGUGUGGAGGCUGGCCGGCGGGUGAGGCAGCGAUGAGCGCGCCCGAGCCGGCGGUGCUGGAGGCGCUGCGCGGGGGCGGGGGGGGCGCCGCCGCCUGGCCCGGCCCGCGCACCGCCAAGAUCUAUGUGGCUUCUGUGUAUAAUGAUUUCCGCGAGGAGCGGCGCCAGAUCCUGGAGCUGGUGGGGCCGGAGCUGCAGGCCACGUACGAUGACCGCUACAUCGAGAUCGAAUUCGUGGACAUGCACUACGGCACCGACGGCGGCGACGAGACCAACCCCGCGCUGCUGCGCCACCACCUCAAUGAGCUGCGCUGCUGCCACCGCACCUCCAAGGCAGGGUACUUCCUGUGCCUAAUCGGUGGAGACCCGUCAUCAUACCACCCGGUGCUCCCGUUCACAAUACCAGCUGAUGUCUUCGAGCAGCUGGUGCCAGGGGACUCCCCUCAUGCUGCCCUGGUCAAGGAACACUAUAGGCUGAACGGAGAUGGCAGCUAUCAUCUGGAGGGCGAUGAGAAAUGGUUCAGCGACCUGCAAGACCGUACAGAGCAGCGUCGUAGUCUGUCCGAGGUGCAGGACGCAUUCACCGCUGCAGCGCUCGACGCGAUGGCUCGAGGCGUGGACGUGGCUGGGCUGCUGAAGAGCCCUGUGGAGAUACAGUGCGAGCUGGCUUUGGACCUCCUCUCCACCGGCACCCACCCCAAGGGCGUGGUGGCGGUGCUGCGAGAGCCGCCGGAGCUGGAGGCCGAUGACCCCCCGGCGGCGGCGCCGGCCCACGCCCGCGUGAUGGCUCUGCAGAGGCGGAUGCUUGACGUGCUGCCGGAGACGCAUGUUAUACGGCUUGAGCCAAGUUCAGCCGAAUCAUCCCGGACGGAUCCCCCCUCAGAGUGCGAGGAGCGGCUCGCCCCCCUCCGGGAGCAGGUGGUGGCGGCGGUGGCGGCGCUGGUCGACGAGAGUCUGAGCACGGAGCCCGACCAGGGGAAGGGCAGGAAGAAGACUGUGCAGGAAGUUUUCCUAGAACACAUCACUCAUCUUAGAAUAUGCAUAGAACAUAAUAAUCUAUAUAAGGUAACAGUUAAGCAAGUGGAAGACGCAGCCAACAGUAUACUAAGCAAUAUGAAACAGAUUUACGAUAGCAAAACGAGACACAACCCCGUUUUAAUAUACGGCCCUGACGCCUCGGGAAAAAGCACCUUAUUGACGCACUUAUACUUCAAUUGCGAAACGAUAUUCCCUAAACCAGUGCUGAGGAUAAUUCGAUUCUCAGCAGCAACCCCCAGAUCCGCUUAUAACCUGGAGCUACUCAGGGUCAUGUGCCAACAAAUUUCGAUCAUCUUGAACAUUCCAGAAGGAUAUUUACCGAAAGACGCGAGCUUUGAUCCUCUAUACAUAAACAACUGGUUCCAGAGCCUUCUACGGAGAUGCGAGGAUAUGGAUAACGAGGUCUUACUGAUAUUUAUAGACAAUGUGCAUAGAGUUAAUCCUUUGGAAUGUGAUAUAGUGACGGGGUUGUCUUGGUUGCCGAUGUCUUUGCCCAGGAAUGUGUUUCUAGUGUGCACUAGUGCGGUUCCCUUGGACCAGCUCCAGUUGACUCCAGCUCAGAAGGAGAAGUUCAAGGUUCAGCAUUGCUACUACUUGCUGGACGCGAUCGCCGAGACUCCGGAGAACCACAGCUACGGGGACUACAUCGACGGUGCCUUUGAUAACUUAGAACUGGUGUUCGGAGCGAAAGCGUUCAGUAAAUUGGCAGGCUACAUAACCUGCUCGGAGUUCGGCCUGACGGAGCUGGAGCUGCUGGAGCUGCUGAUGCCGACGUCCAACAGCGACGCCGUCAUCUCUCUGCGCGACGCCAACUUCAACUUCUCCACGCUAUGUGCCGCCAAGUUUAUGAUGAGCACCCUCCUCCAAGAGAACGUGGUCUCCGGGCGCUGCACGUGGCGAUGGCGCGCCGCAGCCGCCUCAGCUCGGGCGCGCCGCCGCUACGUGCGCGUGCAAAGCGCGCUGCGGGACGCUCAUAGUGACCUCGCCGCGCUGCACUUCGCACACUUCCUCGCUGAUGCUGAUGAUACAGAUACGUCUGAGGCGCAGGAGCCGGGUUGCGUGGACGAAGACGACGCGCUCCUCGACUCGACGCCCUUCCACUCGGGCAGCCGCACCGCCGCCGCCUUCACCCAGCGGCACGUGGAGGAGUCCUGGCUGCACCUGCUGCUGGCCGGAGACUUCACCAAGCUGAAGGACGCUACUGUCUGCAACUUUGACUUUCUGCUGGCUGCGGUACAAACAGUGACCGUCUCCUACCUCCGGUGCAUCCUCGAGCACGUUCGCUGCUACAUCCUGGACCGCGACGUGGAGCUGGUGUACGGAGCCGUGAGGAAGGCCAGUGAUAUCCUGACACGGGAUCCCAUGCAGCUGGGCGCACAGAUAAUAGCGUGGCUGCGGCCGGCGGUGGCGCGGCGCGGGGUGCUGGCGACGCUCGUGACGUCAGCCAUGGCGUGGUGCGACGGGUACGACAAGCCGCUGCUGGUGCCGCUCAACGGAUGGCUGCAGCCGCCAAUCGCGUCGACGGUGCGAGUGGUGUCAGUGGGCAGCUCGGCCAAUGGGGCGAGCGCUCGCCUGCUGCAGCUGGCUCCAUCAGGGCAACACCUGGUGCUGGCGCCCUCUGCUGGGGACCCUCAGCUCUGGCACAUCAUGUCCAACUCCAAGGUUCAUACGUUUAAAGGUCACUCGGGGCGCAUCCUCUGCAUGAGCGUGGUGCGCGAGUCGCAGUACCUGCUGACCGGGUCCGAGGACACCAGCGUCAUCGUGUGGGACCUGCACACGCUGGCUGUGAAGACCAAGAUACUCGAGCACAUAGCGCCGGUGCUGUGCGUGGCGGCCACCGUGAGCCGCUCGCUGGUGAUCAGCGGCGGCGAGGACUCCGCCGUCAUCGUCACCUCGCUCGUCGACGGCGCCCUGGUGACAAAACUAGACCACCACCGCGGCUCUAUCACCGGCAUAAAGGUUAUCCAAGAUGGCGACAUACUCGUGACGUGCUCACAAGAUGGCACUGUGUGUACGUGGAACAUGGACAACUUCACUCUGCUCAGCACCGUCGCUGUCGGCGCGGCGAUCCACUCGAUGGAAGUGACGGAUGACAACGUGUUCCUCCUCACGCUGCAGGGGGACAAUGAACUCCAUCUGAGGACCUUCAUUACUGGCACUCACCUGCAUCAGCUCAAGAGGCAUAAGGCUAAGGUGAAAUGCUACUGCGUGGCGCACGACUCGUCGCGCCUCGCCGUGGGCUGCGCGGACCAGCGCGUGUACGUGUACUCGCUGCUCAGCGCGCAGCUGCUGAAGACUCUCGCCGCGACACACGAGCUGGCGGCGCUGGCCGCGGGCGGGAGGGACCACUUCCUGUUCGCCGCCGGUGGCAGCAGAGUGACAAUCUACUCAUUCCACACUGAAGACAAUCUAACGAAUUUCCGACCGACGAAGCAGCUCAAACGAAGACAAACUAAAUCUACCACGAAUGUCACCAUGCUACAGGCUGAACAGAGCGAGCUGAUACCGAUCAGCUGCCUCGAAGUCUCCCGGGACGGGCAGCUGGCCGCGUCUGGCUGCGCCCGAGGGUUAGUCCGGGUGUGGCAACUAUCCACUCAUCGGCUGCAGACGACCCUCAGUGGACACAUGGGCCAUGUCACCUGUGUGACCUUCUCACCCAACAAUCUGCUGGUGCUGUCUGGGUCAGAAGAUCGAACGGUGCUGGUGUGGCAGUUGGCUGAUAAUGUUCGCACACUGACGUAUAAGGGCCACACAGCAGCAAUCCAGUGCCUGGUGAUGAUGCCGGACGGGCGGCGCGCGCUGUCCGGGGACCGCUCGCGCGGCGUGCACGUGUGGCUCGCGGACUCCGGCAUCGUGCUGCACUCCAACAUCGCGCCCUCCGCCAGCGGAGCCGUCACGCUCAAUAUGAAGUUUGCUGUGCUAUCCGACGGCGACAACUCAGUCCGCAUCUGGGCGCUGGCCGGCGGCGGCGACAGUGAGGAGCGGAAGGCGAUCUCACACGCGGAGCGGAUCACGUGCUUCGCUCUCACAGCUGACUCGCAGCACAUUGUGACCGGGUCUAUGGACAUGUCGCUGAAGGUGUGGCAGCUGGAUGGCGGGAAGUUGUCGCAGGUCCUAGUUGGCCACUCAGACAUCGUGACCUGCGUAGCCGUAGCCAUCACGAACAAGACGCAGAUAGUGUCAGGCUCGUGGGACUGCAACCUCAUCGUAUGGGACAUCAACACCGGCUCGGACCUGCACCUGCUGUCCGGACACCUGGGCAAGGUCACCUGCGUCAAGGUCACGGGGGACGGGUCUAUUGCUGUGUCUGGUGCGGAGGACAAGACGCUGAUAAUCUGGGAGACGAAGCGCGGGCUCGCUCUGACGUCACUAUCUCUGCAUGUUCCACUGCUGGGGCUGCAGAUCACCAGCGACUGUGCCAGGAUCGUGGUGCACCUCAUGGACAGAGGUUGCCUGCCAAUCAUCUGUUUGCACAAUACUCCAGCCACCUACGUCAAGAUCCCGACAUACGCCGCGCCGACGAAGGAAAUUGACGAGCUGCGUCCCCUCGCGCCCAAGCGGCCCAUGCGGCGCCUGCUGAAGAAGGAAGUCUCACUAGACACGUACACCUGGCAGAAGAAGUACGGACACCUGACGUCCGCCGCCAUGAUGGCGCAGGUCGACGAGCGGCUUAAACGGAGGUUCUCGGUUUCGGCAUCGAUGGAGGAGAUAUCCAAAAUUCAAGAGGCUAAGAACAAAGAUUUGGGCUCACAGGUGAGCCUGGGCCCGGAGCAGGCGGCCAUCGCGCAGUCGCAGCACUUCGACCAGCUGGAGGCGCUCUGGAACAAGAUCUCUCCGCCACGACGACGGUCUAACAAGUCGCUGUCUAAGCAGAGUUCGCUAGCGGAGUCCAGGUUCGACUCCUCUGAUGAGGAGCAUACACCCGUUGAGGAGCAAGAGCACAUGGUUGAAUGAAUACGAAGACGUCAACAACGAGUAUAUUAAUUUGUUAUUAAUUUUACUAUUUAUUUGAUACUAUUCGUUUAAGGAGCAUCUAUUAUAUUUACUGGUAAAAGGUAUGCAGCGAAAACAUUAUGUAUGAUAUUUUAAUGAUUUAAUAAGCUAUGUAUUUUUGAGUGAGUAAGCUCCGCUCCGGCUUAAUUGAUUUGAAAGAAAGAAAGAAAAUACAUUUAUUUGUGAAGUUUGUAGUUUUAAGAAAAGUAAUAAUAGAGUGAAUCUUAUGAGCGACUUUAGAUAUCUUCCCUCGGACUGUGAAUCUUCUAUCUUUGUAUUUAGGGCUUAAAAUGCUAAAUCCCUGAUAUUUUAUCUACACUGAGUAUACCUAAGUAUGUUUAGUGUAAGAAAACCUUUUUAAUAAUAGUUAAGUAGUUUUGUCACAAGAAUAUAAUUAUCAUACGGAAGUGUUUGUCAGAUCAAAAAAUAACUGUAAAUCUUCAUGUAAAGCUCCCAAUAAAUGAAACUGUAAGAUCAACACAUCAAACUUCGGCAUCAGACUUAAUUUAAACUGAUAAAUAAGAAGUUCAAUUUGAUAAUGUGAUUUCAUAAGUCGGGAGCAUUUGAUUUACACCCUGUUUAUAUGAAGCUUGAUAGUUCUAAUCGUGCUAUUAACAGUAAUCGGUAGUUCUGUUGGAUGAACAAGGUGGCAAUUUGGUGGCGGACAACACGGGUUGGCAGCACUAGCAGCAGAAGAAACGUGUCGC